AUGCACCCUCCAACGUUUAAGGGAGGAGCCGAUCCGAUAGUAGCGAAGAACUGGGUGCAAAAGAUCGAGAAGAUAUUGGAAAGAUACUUCCCGGCUUCCACUCGUGACGCGAAGGCUGAUGAAUUCUCGAGCCUGACUCAGGGAACUCUAACAGUGCAAAGAUAUGCUGCCCGAUAUAUUGAACUAUCUCGUUUCGAGCCGUACUUAGUCUUGAACGAAUAUGAGAAGGCUUGGAGGUUCGAGAAGGGUUUGAGGAAGGACAUCUGCGAGCUUGUAGGGAUGCUGCAGAUCCGAGAGUUUUCUGUUCUAGUGGAUGAAGCCACCAUAGUUGAGACUGACCUCCAGGGGGAUGAGGUGAUACAGGAACAGAGGAAGAGGUCAGUAUCUUCUAGUUCUCAAACUAGUCCUCGACAGGGAUAG
This is a messenger RNA of Malania oleifera, 420 nucleotides long. RefSeq lists its product as uncharacterized. The coding region runs from base 1 to 420 and encodes 139 amino acids. NCBI's taxonomy places the organism in Eukaryota, Viridiplantae, Streptophyta, Magnoliopsida, Santalales, Ximeniaceae. The record is from RefSeq and is a predicted model, not a curated record. The transcript has 2 exons.